Messenger RNA from Dictyostelium purpureum, 1548 nucleotides. RefSeq lists its product as uncharacterized. Lineage: Eukaryota; Evosea; Eumycetozoa; Dictyosteliales; Dictyosteliaceae. The annotation marks the transcript as partial. The transcript has a single exon. The record is from RefSeq and is a predicted model, not a curated record.
GAUAAUUUAUUCUUUAAAGUAUUUCGUAAUAUAGUACUUUAUACAGAAAUUCAAAGAUUUAAAAUUAAUAAAAAAGUUCUCUUUAAAUCAAAAACAGAAUUGGUUUGUUAUGAUCAAAGAGAAUAUAUUUCCGCUAUAGAUAUUGAUUUUGAUGAAGAUAUCGAGCAAGGAUUAAUUUCAGAUAAUGUAGUAGAAGUUAAUUUCAAAGGAUACUAUAACAAACCAUUAAAUCAAGCAAUUCCAAGUAGUGUUUCAAAGAUAUCAUUCUAUAGAUGGUUCAACCAACCAAUUUUAGGUGGUCAACUUUCAAACAUAACAGAGCUAAUUUUUGACUACAACUGUCCUUUUAACUUUCCACUUUCUGGUGUACUUCCUUCGACUAUUAAAAGACUUAGUUUGCCUCGUUAUUUUAACCAAGUUCUCUCUGUGGGUGACCUUCCAUCCUCAUUAACCGAUCUUACUUUCCAAGGUCCGUUUAGUCAAAACCCUGAAGUAAUCCCAAAGAAUCUAACCAUAUUAGCUUUCAAUGGUGAAGUCCAAAACCCUCUUGUACGUGCUCAUUUUCCAGAUAGUUUAACCCAUUUAAUAUUUGGCACAAAAUGUUCAUUUAACCACCCAAUUACCGGUAUAAUUCCAUCUUUCGUCGAAAAACUUGCAUUUGGUUAUGGCUUUAACCAAAGACUCAAUAUUGGUGAUAUACCAGAUAGUGUUGUUGAACUCUCAUUUCACACUCUCUUUAACCAACCUUUAGUUGGACUACCACAAAUCAAAAAGCUGGUUAUUUUUGGUCAAUUUAAUCAACCUAUUUUACCUAAACAACUCCCAGAAAGCUUAACUGAGCUCUCGUUCUUUAACUGUUCAUUCGAUCAACCAGUUACAGGAAUAUUACCAUCAUCACUCACUAAACUAUCAUUUGGUCAAGGUUUUAAACAAAUACUCAAACCAGGUGACAUUCCUUCAUCUGUUAAAAUUUUAGAUGGUUUAAACCAAAUUAUCGAACCAUUUUCACUUCCAGACUCAAUAGAAACACUUAGCUUUGGUCACCAUUUCAACCAUGAACUCAUUGAAAAUACAAUUCCAAAAUCAGUUACAUCACUAACACUUUCAAACUGCUUUAACCAUGAAAUUUUACCUGGACAACUACAUGAAGGUAUUAAGGAACUUAAUUUCAAUUCCUCAGAAUUCGAUCACCCUUUACCACCAUCAGUUCUUCCAUCAACCCUCACCUCAUUAAAACUAGGUUUUCUAUUUAAACAAAAACUCGAGCAUAACUCCAUUCCCCCAUCAGUAACAGAGCUUUGUUUAGGAGGUCUUUUUAAUCACUCUGUAUCCCACGGAAUCAUUCCAAAUAGUAUCAAAAAAUUAGAAUUCAGUCACUCUUUUAAUCAAGACUUACAACCUGGUGACUUACAUUCAGUCCAGUCAUUACAAUUUGGUUAUUGCUUUAACAGAUCUCUUAAAGAUGUUAUUCCUUCAUCAUGCACUCAUUUAGGUCUUCAUUAUAGUUUUAAUCAAAAAAUAACUGAAGAUUUAUUACCAAAUUCUGUC